Molecule: messenger RNA, 950 nt
Organism: Cladocopium goreaui
Lineage: Eukaryota; Dinophyceae; Suessiales; Symbiodiniaceae
Source: the annotation of a GenBank genome assembly
GAGCUCUGUGACGCUAAGGUUGCGGUUCUACGGUUUCCAAGGUGAUUGCCGGGCCUUGUUUUCCACCUUGGACUGUGAUGGACAGGGCUCUGUUUCCUUGAAUGAAGUGGCCUUUUUGGAUCUUUGGGAAUCUGCUCCACCGUCUACGCCGCUGCGGAAGGAACGCGAGAAGCGUCAAUCCUCCAUGCGUCAGUCGAUGAGGAUGUCAAAGGCACAAGUGGCACAACCGGUGAAAAAAAUGAAGCCGCCUCGGAUUUCUCCACGUUUGGAGCAGUUGGCACGAAGUCGACAUCGACCACUCCAUCGACUUCCUUUGCUGUCUAAUGUUGCGUCCAAGUCGACCUUAAACAGUUUUACCACGGUGGACUCUAAGAUAUCCAAAGCCUCUGAGGCAAAACUCUUGAAAUCCGUCUAUGGCAGGUUUUCUCGUACGGACGGUUUCUUUGGCGACUUGGGUGACCAUGGUGACUUGGGUGGAUUCAGCAAAACAGCCUGGAGGAAUUUUCGUGUGAAGGUGAUGAAAGAAGAGAUUCUUUCGAGUCAAAUCAACAAAGACUGUUCCGAACCCGAUGCUGUGAACAUGAUGAACGCGGACUUCUUCAAAGUGAAGAAGAAAACUGUCGCUUUGAGGCUUCGAACUAUGGAGCUUCUUAGCAAAGAUGCAGAUGGCACUGGCGAUCCUGGUAGCCCUACGCGCAAGAUAAUGUUCCAAUCCAGUUCCGCCGACUCACUAUAGAAUCACCUUAGAACUCCUUGGAUCCUUAGGAUCGUUUCACAGACAUCCCAAAGAUGUGGAUGCUAAAACUCCGGAAUUUUGAAAAGAAAAAGGAAUUAGACAUCAUGCAGAAUCAUUGCUUGUGCAUGUGUCUGGAAUUGGGUAUGUUGCUUUCGUUUGAUGCACCAAAACUAUCCAAAACCAGCUCUGAACCAAAGCCUGGACGGUUUAGAAC